Messenger RNA from Nanorana parkeri, 565 nucleotides. It is a transcript of the gene TEX36, whose product is annotated as testis expressed 36. The record is from RefSeq and is a predicted model, not a curated record. The coding region runs from base 47 to 565 and encodes 172 amino acids. NCBI's taxonomy places the organism in Eukaryota, Metazoa, Chordata, Amphibia, Anura, Dicroglossidae. The transcript has 4 exons.
CCUGGCAUGAGGUUUGUGUAUAGAUUACACUGGAGGAUUAGACGGGAUGCCUAAAGGACGCCUGUGCAUGCCUUCUGCUGAGAAGGACGGACUGUGGUUUCCUCAUAUAGGUGUCAGUAUGAAGCUGCCGGUGACAAGUACCCAGGAUAUGCUUCAUCAUGCCAAGUCAGCUUCCUGGAAAGAGCAGAGACUUCCGCUGAUAUGUGUGUCCUGUAACAAGAAUGAAGUCCAGAAUGGAUUCCCAUUUUCUUCACAUGAUAACAGACACAUAAUACAGGGGAGCGGAGAAUACCUGGAUUCUGGAGUUGGGAAAAGGAAGACUCCACAUGAAACAAGACAACAGUCCUCUCGAAAUUUCAACCUUUCAUGUCAUAGCACUCCUCUGAAACCCUCAAGUUGCUGGAACGGUUUUAGCAAUUACCAGAUCUCCUUCAGAGGAAGGCAGGACACGGAAGCUCCGUUCUGCCGAAGGUAUCCCAAACAUCACCACGAAAGGUCUGCUCGUAUCAGAGACCAUCCUGAGGACCAUUUCAUGUGGUUCGGUGGUUCUCAUGGGCUGUCAUAG